Molecule: messenger RNA, 1190 nt
Organism: Notodromas monacha
Lineage: Eukaryota; Metazoa; Arthropoda; Ostracoda; Podocopida; Cyprididae
Source: the annotation of a GenBank genome assembly
CUCAUUUUCAGCAAGGAACGACGUGAGUAGAGUCUUAGGUGUAGCCUUAGAAGGAAGCUCAGUGAUAUAGGAUUUUAUUAUGGACAACUUGAAACUUUGUCGAGUGGUGGCGAAAGUGAUUAGCAGACAGAGCGUGUUACGAAGUAUGGAAGUGAAUCUAAUUGAGUAAAUUUUUCACAGCUGAAGUGAUCUUCGGGAAAAUGGCGUACUUGGAGUGCAUAGGAUGUACCCUUCUAGCUUUUGGACCACCUCUUGCGAUGUUCCUCGUUACAAUUGCCUCGGAUCCUAUUCGGAUCAUAAUCAUGAUCGUCAGCGCGUUCUUUUGGUUGAUGUCGCUGUUGGCAACGGGCAUUGUUUGGUUUGCCGUGGUACCCCUGCGCACCACCUUGGAAUUCGGAGUUGUGUUCUCCAUCAUAUUUCAAGAAGUUUUUCGAUUCCUUCUAUAUCUGGUGAUACGGAAGGCGGAGAAAGGGUUGCAGAUGGUUGCUGACGGGCAUACCAUUCUUGCAGAUAAUCACCGUGACAUGAUGGCAUAUGUUUGUGGAUUCGGCUACGGCGUUAUGAGUGGUGCUUUUGGAUUUGUGAACGUUGUUCGGGAUUGUUGGGGUCCCGGUACUGUGGGAUUGCGUGGAAACCCGAUAGAAUUUUUUCCGACGUCUGCGGCACUUGCGCUAUCGAUGAUUCUUCUACACACAUGUUGGGGAGUAAUAUUCUUUCACAGUUUGACUGAAAGACGUUAUGUCGGUGUUGUUGCUGUCGUUGUAUCUCAUUUUAUUGUUUCUGGACUCACAUUUCUCAAUUCUCUGACGCCGCCGCUGUAUUAUAUCACGAUUCCAGUCGCCUACGUCGUUCUCAUAAUUUUUGCAAUUUUAUCCUUCCGAAUUGCGGGUGGAAGCAUUGCCGGUCUGAGCGCCGCAGCCACUCGGAAGCCUCCAACAACAUUGGAAGUUGAUGCAGGGGACGAUAGUGCUACGGUCGAUAAUGAUGACGGCGGUUUCCGCCAAAGACAAAUGAGUCGCAAUGCGUCAGAUGAAGUGGUUGACCCUGACAGCCGGAGAAAUCGUUCCAGUGCAGCAAUGCUGUGAAUGCCAAAAAUUGUUUUCUACGUUUUUCUUUGCAAUCGUACUCCUUUACGCCUCCGUGACUGUGAUUGAUUAAAAUUCGAGUGUUGCGAAGACUUUUUCCUUCAA